UCAAAUUCAAAGCUAUAAACCCGCUCAACCCCUUCUUGCUCUUCAAUCACCUCUAACAUCCUCCACAUAUAGCAAAUGAACUCGCGCAUCCCCUUCCCUCCCGUUCCUGUCUUACCUAUUCUCCCGAUUCCGCCGCCCGAUGUCGGCCGACCCCGUCGCCCCGGCCGAAUCCUCUGCCUUCUGGCAAUCCGUCCAGCGAGCGCAGGCCGCCGUCCAAUCCCUCUACCUCAUCCUCGGCUCCCUCCCCGAUGCAGUCGCCUCCUCCGAAAACCCCGCGGCCGCCCUCCUCAACGACGAGGCCGUCGCUCGCGAGGUCUCGAUCCGUCUUCGCCGCCAUGGCUCCGGCGCCGGCGAUGACAACCUCUGCCGCUGGCUCUACGACACUUUCCAGUCCAACGAUCCCGACCUCCAGCUCGUCGUCUUGACCUUCACCCCCACCAUCGCCGGCGUCUACCUCUUGCGGGCCAUCUCCCGCGAACCCCUCGCCGGCUUCGAGGCUGUGCUGCUGGCGCUGUACGCGUACGAGACCGUGAUACGAGGCGGGGAUCCGGAGACGGUCAACCUCCCCAAUCUCGCCAACCCCAGCGUCUACCACGAGGCGAAGGCCCCGCCCAAGAAAGGCGCGGUGGAGCUCGACACAGCGGUUGUCUCCCCGGCUCUGGAGCCUUAUGGCACCGUUCGGUCCACCAAGCGCGCAAGGAUAGUGGGCGUGGCACUGGAGCUGUACUACAGCAAGAUAUCGUCCAUGCCUCUCUCAUCUAAGCUGGCCUUCUGCGAGUUCUGCAUGGUCUGGGCAGGCCAAGAUAUUGGGACGAAAGCGGAAGGAGAGAGAUCCGUGAGCGGGCCUGCUGGAAUUGCUCCUGCUCCUGCUGCUGAGCAUGUCGAAGAAGAAGCAGUAGAGGCGGCGGCGGCGGGAGAGAAUGGUGGGAAAGAGGAGGAUGAGGAGAAGGCGGCGUCGGCGGAGGCUGAUGAGAAUGGUGGGAAAGAGGAGGUUGGGGAGAAGGCGGCGGCGUCCGAGAAUGGUGGGAAGACUGGUGUGAAAGAGGAGGUCGGGGAGAAGGCGGCCGCGGCGGCGGCCGAGAAUGGUGGGAAAGAAGAGGGUGAGGAGAAGGCGGCGUCGGCGGAGGCUGAUGAGAAUGGUGGGAAAGAGGAGGUUGGGGAGAAGGCAGCGGCCGAGAAUGGUGGGAAAGAGGAGGGCGAGGAGAAGGCGGCGGCGGAUGAGACUGGUGGGAAAGAGGAGGUUGGGGAGAAAGCGGCGGCGGCAGAGAAUAGUGGGAAAGAGGAGGGUGAGGAGAAGGCGGCAUCGGCGGCGGAUGAGAAUAGUGGGAAGGAGGAGGGUGAGGAGAAAGCGGCGGCAGCGGAUGAGAAUGAUGGAAAAGAGGAGGGUGGGGAAAAGACGGCGGCGGUGGGGGCGGAUGAGAACGGUGGGAAAGACGAGGGUGAGGCAAAGGCGGCGGCGACGGCGGCGGAUAAGAAUGGUGGGAAAGAGGCGGGUGAGGUGAAGGCGGGACGGAUUCCGCUGCCGUGGGAGCUAUUCCAGCCUAUCGUGAGGAUCGUGGGGCACUGCCUCCUGGGUCCGGCGAACCCGGAGGAGCUGAAGACCACGGCGUAUGCGGUGGUGGAACGGCUGCACUGGAGGGCGACGCACGACAUGAAUCCGCAGGAGAUUCUGGCGACGCGGAGCCUCCUCCGGCUGGGCAAGAUGGGAGACGACACGAUAGCGGAGCCUCAGAUCUCCACCAACUCGGACGAUUACUCCGAAGAGGCGUUAAAGAUGAAUGCACGACUAACGUAGUGGGUUUCAACGAGAAGGAAAAAGAACCAUCAAAUGCUUAGCUACAGCAAUAGCAUGGACUUAGAAAUACAUUUGAUAGUUCCCUCUUUUUUUGUGUUUUUGUCCUUUUUGUUUUCACUUUAAUACAUUUGA
Musa acuminata subsp. malaccensis (wild Malaysian banana) is the source of this 1927-nucleotide messenger RNA. NCBI's taxonomy places the organism in Eukaryota, Viridiplantae, Streptophyta, Magnoliopsida, Zingiberales, Musaceae. The record is from RefSeq and is a predicted model, not a curated record.